UUGCCCGAUUGCCCGGCCUUGCGCUUCGUCUUUGCACCUUCGACAAAAACAACCAAUUUUUUGUCCGCACCACGAUCCGGCGAUACCCCAGUUCACCUGAUAGUCGGAGCACAUUUAUUUAAGAUUUAAUUUCUGUGGAGUUUUCACCUCGAGAGCAUCAGAAUGGAUAUGAUGCAGCAGCAUCAACAGUUGAUGGUGUCCCCGGCCAAGCGAGGGCGCAAACCUAAGGAGGGCAAACAGAAGAGAAAGAGACGACCCAAGCCAACAGACCACAUCAAGAAGCCCAAGACUGGCUACUUCUACUACCUGGAGGCGUUCAGGAAGAACUUCGGCAAGAACGGAGAGCAGAUUCCUCGGGCCAGUGAAAUAACAAAGGCAUGUGGAGCCAAGUGGACCUCCAUGAAUGAAACCGAAAGGAAACCCUAUGCCGAGCUGGCGUUAACUGACAGAGAGAGGUAUCUUGCCCAGAGAGAAAUGUUCACAAAGAAGCGUGACCCGGACAAGCCCAAGAAGCCGGCCACAGCAUAUUUCCUCUUCCUGGAGGACUUCCGCAAGAAGAUGAAGGGAAUCCCGCUUGAACCGGGCAAGCGUCUGACCGUUAUCUGCGGUGAGGAGUGGAAUAAACUGACUGAUCAGCAGAAGAAGCCGUACCAGGACCAGGUGGCCAUCAAGUAUCAACUCUACGAGGAAGCCAUGAGAGAGUGGAGGCUUAAGAAAGGUAUUCCUGAACCGCACAAAUCUCCAGCACAGCCUGCACAGCCGCCGAGCAUGAGUCACAUGCAGGCUGCCACCAUGCAGCAGCAACACCAGGUUCAACAGCAGCAACACCAGGUACAACAGCAGCAGCACCGACAGCACCUCAGCCAGGUUGGCCUGGGCAUGAGCAGCAGCUACAACGGCAGUACGCAGGCCGCCGCUGUCCACCAGCAGAUGCAGAUGCAGCGGAUGCACAUGCAGCAACAGCAGCAGCAGCAGCAGCACCACCAUCACCAAGCACCGCAGCCAGACGACGAGGAUGACGAUGAAUACGACGACGAAGACGACGAUGAUCUGGAAUAUGGGGACGAUGUGUAGAGGCCGAACUCAGACCACCACUGCCCCCCCCUGACCCCUCCUCCUCGUCCUCCCCCCUAAACUUGUGUCAAUACAGACUGUUCCGUAAUGCUUCAGUGAUAAAUAGGUGCAGGUCUUUUGUUUCCCUUAGAGGAGGCAAAGGAUCAAUCCACAGAACUAGCAAAGCAAGAAAGCUACAAGCUUGAGAUUGUAAAUGUCCAAGUAUCAACUUAGGAGCAAGUUCAAAAGCUGUUUUUUGUGUUUCUGGUUUUUUUUUUAUGAAGCUGCUCAUCUCGCUUUGUCGAAUUUGUUUUCUAAACAGUGCAGUUAUUCUCAUUUUCAAUAGAUUGAAAAGAAUCCUCUUUAAAAGUUGUCAGUCAGUCGGAAAGCUUUUACUGUAUUCGGCUGAUUUAUAACUUAUUUACAUCAAAUACAGAUAAUUUUCUGUUUUUUGCCCAAAUCGGUUUAAAGAUGAGUUAGUUGCAUUGAUGAGCUGGGCUCAAUGUUACCAAUCUGCUUACUGCAGAUUUCUGCACUUACAGUGUAGAAGUGUGGGCUUUACAGGAUGCUGUAAGCGCAGACAACUGCGGUAAGCAGCAUCAGGGCCCCAAUGCUUACUGAUUCUUUCCACAGUUGGUCAUCUCAAACCAGCAAACCCAUGGUUGGGACAGAUUCAAAAAGGAAUGGUCUGCUCUGCUUGAUAUUUGUUUACCAUCACCGGAUACCAAAGCUAUGACCCGUGGCCACCUCGCACCAUGGGGGACAAAUGGCAGUGCCAAAGUUGUCAUUGUACAUUGUGGGUAUUGAUUAUUUUUUAGAAAAGUAAAAAAAAGCUAAAGCCAUAUUUGAGCGUGCACACCUUAGUGUUUUGUCAUCAUCGUUUUCGUUUUUAUUUCUCUUGGUUUUUAUUCCUGUAACUUGCCGUAGGCUGUUUUUAGCUAUGUUUUUUUUUUUUUUUUUUUUUUUGAAGUGUGCUGUCGGAGGUUCUCCCAUCCCUUGCCCUUGCCUGGAUCCUCUCGUUAGUUAAUUACAGAAUUAAUUAAUUACAGAAAAUCGAUCACUCACCAAUUUUGGCAGUCUUUUUAUUCUUGAGGUUCUGCUCUGAACUUUUAAUGACUCAAAAUUUGUAUCAUGUCACAAAACUGAAUGAAUAAGGCCAGUCAAUUUUUGUUGAAAAGGAUUUCUAGAAACUGAAAUGCUGUGGAUAAGAAAUGUCACUAUUCUUACUAUUUUAUUGUUUAUUUUUUUAUAGUAGCUUCAGUGUGGUUUUUAGAGUACAUUUAUUAAAGUAUGGGAUUUGCUUUGCCUUUGACACAUAAGGGCAACUUGACACAAAGUCGAACAAAGUCAGAGGAAUAUUUUAAAAGUUAACAGUCAAACUGGUUUUCACAUGGGGCGAAACGGUCAUUGUGGCUUCAUUUUGUGUGUUUUCUCAGAUAACUAAGAGCUUAAGAUACAAGUUGUCGACCCAUUUCCCCCUUCCAUACUCUGACAGUUCCAACAACUCAAAUCGUACUUGAUGUUAAAUCAAUGUGAACUUUAGUUGAAAAAAACUAAUACAAAAAAAAUAAGCUAUAUUAUAUACAUUCUGACUCACACGGCAAGGUGGAGUUAAAAGUUUUAAACAAAGCAAUAAAUCACAAGAAGUUAGUUGUGGUGCUGAAAUUGUAAAACAGUUGUACUUAAACAAAACAUAAUGACCAUGCCUUUGUAAAACAGAUUACUAAGCAGCACACUGACUCUGACGCCUAGAUGUUUGUUCGCACGCCUUCUUUAUCAACAACCGUUCAGCAUUUUUUUUCUUAAAAAUUUUUACUUUGUACCAAAGGUGUAUGUAGAGGUUAAGCUCAUAUUUCCAGAGUCAUUCAGUUUGGAAGAGUGUAAUGAAUGGGAAGGAAAACUUGUAUAUUGCAACAACAAAAAAAGAUGCAUUUUAACUAAUUGGUAUAGUUUGACGGACAGAACGCGGUAAAUAAAUAAACUCGUGGCAUUCACGAUUGGGUGAGCAUGAUUUCAAAAUGGGACCGAUCCAUUUUAUGCAAUAGGCAGUUUGCAACAACGGCAGUGUGGCUUUUGAACGAGCCAAAAAAAUAAAGUGGUAUUACUUUGUGAUUUCCAGUUAAACAGGAGCCUUAGCUACUGAAGAUCAAGGAGAGAUGUUCACUGUUGUUGGAAUAACUCAAUGUCGAGAAAGAAAACCAUGAAACUUUGAGAGUGAAGUAAUGUAGUUGUGGUGUUGCAAACUGCCUAUUACAUUGGGCCUACAUUGUAGAAGCCAACGCAGCUAAAUGUUAACAGUGGAUCCAUUUUGUGUAUAAAAAGUCAAGUGCCAACAUGGUGAUCAAAAAUAGUCAGUUAAAAAAAAAAAAAAAAAAAAAAAAAACGGGAAAAAAAAAAAUUAAAUUGGAAAUUUUAGUGCUUGAGACAUAAAGCUGAUAGUAGAAGUAGAUAUUACGAAGAAAGAGACCGACGGUGAAAGUUAAGAAGAUGGAAAAAAAGGCAGAAAUCGGUUCUUUGUUAAAAAAAAAAAACCUGUAAGCAAGCAUUGUAUUUUAGAUUUGUAAUUGUGCGUUUAAUUGUCUUUGUGUUCCACACGUAAACAGUGUGUUUUAACGCUGUGAAUGAUUACCCCCAGGGGUCGACAAAUCACUGUUGAGAUCUGACACCCACCGAACUCCAAAACUCAAUCUCAGAAAGAAAGAAAAUUUAGAUAAUGAUUACGAAAUAAUUUGCCGAGUGGGGUUACAUGUACUUGACUUGUUCGUAGACACCUGGUGUGAAGAAAGUUGACAGAAGCGAGAGUGGGGCAUUUGAACUUGGCAUCUUUCCUGUUUCUGUGAAGAUGAAUAGAUUUUAAAACUGAAUAGUACAAAACCAAGGGAUGUGGUGCUGCAGACAAUUUUGUUUGGUUGAUGGAGCACUGAUGUAGUUAUUGGAAGGUAUCAAGUUCGAAUGCUGCUUUUGGAAAAGCGCUUCGUUUACUGGCAAGUAUUCAUUAAAGUGGACUAAACUUUUACACAAAGUAUUGGGGAAAAACCUCUUUACAUAGCUUAGACUCUUGCCAAAAGGGAGGUGCAAUAUUGGUAGAUUUCACAUUUUCUCAACAAUCAGGAAUUUCUUAAAAUGCUGCAUUGAUUAUCUUGCUGUGAAAAUCUUGCUAUAAAUUAGUUUUGUCCGAAGAGAAGUCAGCUAUAAAAAAAAUGCAUUUUAAAUGUUUAGGUCUAUAACUAAAAAAAGACAAUAACAAAAAUAAAAAGAAAGAAUCUUUGUUUGUAAUCUUUAAAUCUUCACCACUUAAGAUAGAAGAGUAAUGUUGCAUCCACAAAUUUCUAGUGGUCUAAAAGAAAACUUUCUUUGAAAUAAACAAGAAAUUUUUACCAAUGUUGUACCUACCCUUUUCACAACUUCACAACAUCUCUUGAUAAAUAUCGCGGUCUCAUAUUUUUCUUUUCCACAACUCGUUUUUCCUUUAUUUUUAUUUUUUUCCAGAGGUUUGUAUUAUACAACUUUAUGAUUGAUCUUUCACAAUUUUGAUAUAACUGUUUAAAAAACCAUUACAAAUGCAUUUGGGCUUCCAGUUUGACAACUUGGCGAGUAAAGUAUAAUUGUUAAAUGAUGAAGCCCAGGAUUUUGCCGAUCUCUGGAUUUGUCAACCUAUGGAACAGACCGUGGCCCUAUCUCAUAGAGCUGCUUAAGCACAUCAAGUUGCUAAGCACUAAAAAGUAUGCUUACCAGAAUAAGGUACCGGCUAAUAUACCAUCUCACAUGUACAGUCUUUCACUGGCAUCCUGCUCAUUUUGCUUAGCAUAACAUUGUAAAGCAACAAUUUCAUUGCUUAGCAAUUUCUUUUUGCAAGGCGAAACAUGAGUAGGGCACCAGUUGCAACUAUCUAAGCCAUAUGGAAUUUUCGCUAAUCAUGUUUCUGUUGAGCAAGAUUUUUUUGUGCUUAGCAAGUUUUUAUGCUUACAGGCUUCAUGAAAUUGGGUCUUGAUUUUUAAUUUAGUGUUACUAGAUGACACAGGAUGGUAAUGGAUGCCAAGACAAGGGGAAGAAAACAAAGUGCGUAGGAUGUUAUUUCAUGUGUAAAAAAAGGUGUUUUAAAUGUGGAAGAAACACCAUGACGAAAAAAACUGUGAAGAUGGGAAAAUAUUGUAGAUAUCCAUGACAUUUGCGAAUUUCUUUAAGAUCGUUUGAGGAAUUAUAAAUAUUUGUGAUCCCCCAUUCCUGUCCCUCCCCUAAUGUUUUGAAAUUGGUGUGACCUUGACAAUUGUUGCGAUGAGGCCAUUUUUAAAUGAUGUUAUGAACGAAGAAAACCAAAAGUAAGAUUUUGUAUGUGUUGAACCAACUGAAGUGUUUCUUGUGACAUGAAGAGACAACAAAAGGAAGAAAAAUGCUAUACAUAACUGAUGAUAUGAAAAAUGCAUAUUAUUCCCCGUUUUAUUGUGUAAAAACAGUAUUAAAUUAUCUUGAAUAUUUUUUUUUCCCUACAAGUGCCCAGUGUAUGAAGUUUGUAUACAUUGGAAGCAAUUAUGUAAAUGCCAAAUUUUUUGGUGACAUUUUUCGUAUUCAGGGAUUGGCACGUGUUUAAAUUUUUAUAAAUGCCAGCCACUUCUUAAAAGCUAACGUCCUGAAAGAGGCGUUGACCUGCCCUUUUUCAGUAAUUAAUAUUUAAUAUACCGUCACCCCGUCGUUAUCACGUUGUUGUACAAUUUAAAAUUGACAAAAUCAAUCACUGGAUUAAAUCACUGCCAAAAAAACACCACUAACACACACACACACACACAAAACCUUUCCCAGAAACAAAAAUAUAAACACACCCUCUCCCCACCCCCUGUUUAUUUUCUAAAUAAGUAUCAAAUAGUUUGGACUAUUUUAAGAAGAUUUCUGAUAGUAAAAUUUAUAAAAGGACCAUUCUCAAAAUUAAGUAUUAGGUGUUAGGUAUUUAUGCUGCGUAGCGUUUAGAUAUUGUUAUUCAAUAAAUGUAUAUUUAAAUCGUUUUCGUUUUUUAGAGUAAAUAAUAAUUGAUUAAUUAAUUCAUUAAUUAAUUAAAUCCUUUUCUUCAAAGCAUAUCAAAUAUUUCGGAGAGGAUAAGGUUCAAAUCUUGUCUAAAUUAAUCAACCUAAACCAUAAGUAUGUUCGUAAGAAUCUGAAGGCUACAUAAUGGAAAACCAAUUUCUUAUGUGAAACAUCGUCUUCCUUUAGUGUCUAAGUUAAUUAUAUAGGAUGGAUUAGGCAUUGAGUUUUCACCCGGGAAGAUAACCAGUAAAUGUAUUUCAUCCUUAUCCCCCCCAAAAUAGUCACUUAUCUGUUAAAUAAUUGUUAUAUCUUUGGUAUAACCUCAUUUUCAAAACUAUUCCAGAAUAGAGAGGCAAACCUAUUCUGUGAACUGGGUGCGCCAUGUCAUACUGCACUAUGCAGAAAACCAAAUGGUGUCACAGAUUGUAUUGAGAUUUUAAUUUGCGGUAAUAUCUUCUGCCCUUUCGAAUUGCAGUUUUGCCCUACUCAAACCUGUAAAAAAACACAACCCUUUUUUCAAUUUUGCAACUAGUGUUGGGUCAAAUUCAUGUGUGAUAGUUUGUGGUAUUAGUCAAUGAUAAUUUUUUCAAACUAUAGAUGGUUUUGCGACGUCACAUGUUUUGGACUUAGAUUUUGCAUAGUUAGUAAUAAAUGUGCUUGGCACAGUGGUACCAUACAUGGCAUACAUGUACAUUGCUGGUGUACAUGUAGAUGUUGCUAUGCAAGCUUGCACCAAAGCACAUGAAGUCAUAAAACCAGUCUGAAGUCAAAUUUCACGUAAAAAUUGCUAAAUAAGUGACUACAAUCAAGGGCCUGGGUAUUAUUCUGUAAAAGAAUUUUUAUUUAUUUAUCUUGCUCUUGUAGCAAAUUUAAUGCAAAUAUCCAAUUUGAAAAGAAAAAAACAAUCAAUGAAUCUAAUUGGCCACCUUAGAAUUUAACUUAUAACUGAUAAUUAAUAAUAUAAAUUAAGCCCUUGUAAAUCAUAGAUUUUCAAGUAAAACGUUUCGUGCACUAGGCCAAAGUAUUGUUAAAUUAAAAUCACCUUUUGAUACCCUUGAUUUUUGUAUGUAUCUCUACUGGGGUGAUUUUAUAAACUAAUUUAAGACCAUCCUUGCCAUUUUGUUGAUAAACAAUGACUAUCAAAGAUUCCAUGUUUUAAGUCGGACCAUUUAUAAGACAAAGUAUUGUAUUUUUCCUGAUCUUUUUAGCCUAUUUUGUUGUUGUUAUCACUGUACAUUAUUGCAAAAUCUUGUUGCUUCAUUUCAAAAUAUUUUUAUUUCGUAGACUGUUGUGAGUACUGUCAGUUAGUGUUCUAAAGCAACUAAAAAAAAACUAAAAAUAAAUGAAAAAAAAACUCCAAAACCUUUUUGAAGAAAUGACUGUGUUAUAACUGUUUGUGCAGCUCCGAUAGGGAGAACAAUAAAUACGCAAGAAAUUGGUCCCCCAAACAAUUGGUGUUUUUUCUUAUUUUAUUCUUGUUCUUGAAAGGUAAUUUCAAGCAAUUCAGGGUCAUAGAUUCGACUUAACGCUGAUUUAUAGGCACAGAAAUAGCCAAAUGUAAAAGAAUCGGAGCUGAAUGUAACCCCUACUUGCGAAGAAAAUGGCAAAAUAUUUCGCAUUUCUUUUAUAGAACAUAACAAAAAAUAAAACAAGGGGCAAGUGCAGCAUUUUUAACUUAUUUGGGCCAAACAUUGAUAUUUUGGGCCAAACAUUGAAAAAAAAAGCACAAGGGGUAACUCCAGCAUUUUUAUUGAAUUUGGCCCAAAUUUGAAAAACACAAUGGCUCAGUACAGACUUUUUUCCGAAUUUGGCCCAAAUUUAAAAAAAUCACAAAGGGUAAGUCCAGUGUUUUUAUCAAGUUUGGGCAUAAUCGUGAAAAAAUAACAUGGUGUAAGUCCAGCAUUUCUACCGAAUUGGCCCAAAUUU
Messenger RNA from Asterias rubens (European starfish), 7995 nucleotides. RefSeq names its product high mobility group protein B3-like. The transcript is spliced from 5 exons. Gene Ontology annotation, biological process: regulation of transcription by RNA polymerase II. The record is from RefSeq and is a predicted model, not a curated record. Bases 163 to 1074 code for a protein of 303 amino acids. Lineage: Eukaryota; Metazoa; Echinodermata; Asteroidea; Forcipulatida; Asteriidae. Gene Ontology annotation, molecular function: DNA binding, bending.